GCAUGCUCUAGAGACAGACAAUUUUCAGAAGUUUCGUAUGGGGAUGGUUUUAUAUAAAUUCAGGUUUUUCCCACAAUAAUAAAUGUAUUUAGUCUCAGUGCUCAAUAGAAGAGAUUUCUAAUAGAAAAGGAUUCAAACUAUGAAACCAUUUCUCUUUUAAUGUUUCACAUUCCUGUUACAGAUUUGUUCUCUUGUGACUCUGUUAUCCAUAAUAUGGACAGUUCUUGAGUCCUAACAUUCAGAGGUUUUCCCUCAGUGCAUAGAGGGAAUGAGUAUUAAUUGGAGAAGAUUAAAGUAUUGCCACUUUAGCACUGAAGAUUGGGAUGAGAGGGGGUGAAACCUCACUAGAAAAAGGGACAAUGUUAGUGUGGCCCUUCCUGAUCAUGUUUAAGAAAAGUCAUGAAAAUGGUGAACUAGUGUUUCCAAGCAUAUUGGAAGAGUUAAGUGUAUACUGUCUGUCAAAGACUUCCAGCAUUUCCAGGUCCUAGAGAGGAACAAGACUGCACUUGGAUUCAGCUUCUUCAUUUCCAACAUGGAAGAAACUUACACCGACUCCCUGGACCCUGAGAAGCUAUUGCAAUGCCCCUAUGACAAAAACCAUCAAAUCAGGGCUUGCAGGUUUCCUUAUCAUCUUAUCAAGUGCAGAAAGAAUCAUCCUGAUGUUGCAAGCAAAUUGGCUACUUGUCCCUUCAAUGCUCGCCAUCAGGUUCCUCGAGCUGAAAUUAGUCAUCAUAUCUCAAGCUGUGAUGACAGAAGUUGUAUUGAGCAAGAUGUUGUCAACCAAACCAGGAGCCUUAGACAAGAGACUCUGGCUGAGAGCACUUGGCAGUGCCCUCCUUGCGAUGAAGACUGGGAUAAAGAUUUGUGGGAGCAGACCAGCACCCCAUUUGUCUGGGGCACAACUCACUACUCUGACAACAACAGCCCUGCAAGCAACAUAGUUACAGAACAUAAGAAUAACCUGGCUUCAGGCAUGCGAGUUCCCAAAUCUCUGCCGUAUGUUCUGCCAUGGAAAAACAAUGGAAAUGCACAGUAACUGAAUACCUAUCUCAUCAAAUGCCAGACCCUAGAAGACUCUUGCUUCUUCCUUCUACCAGUGGGUUCUCAUUUUCCUCCUAAUCUAAUUAUAGAAUGGUAAACUCUCUGUGACUUUCCAAACUGACAAGCACACUUUUUUCCUCCCCCCUUGAAUCCUCAUUUAAUGCAAGAACCCUCAUACUCAGAAGCUUCCAAAUAAACCUUUGAUACAGA
Messenger RNA from Gorilla gorilla gorilla (western lowland gorilla), 1251 nucleotides. It is a transcript of the gene GTSF1, whose product is annotated as gametocyte specific factor 1. The record is from RefSeq and is a predicted model, not a curated record. The coding region runs from base 533 to 1036 and encodes 167 amino acids. The transcript has 9 exons. Lineage: Eukaryota; Metazoa; Chordata; Mammalia; Primates; Hominidae.